UGGUCUGAGGGCCGUGGGUGUUGCUCCAGAUGAAAAGCUAGCCCUUUUUGCUGACAACUCAUGUCGAUGGCUAGUCGCAGAUCAAGGAAUCAUGGCAACUGGUGCUAUCAAUGUCGUGAGAGGAACAAAAUCUUCAGAUGAAGAACUAUUCCAAAUAUACAGUCACUCAGAAAGAAUCUUUCAUUUCAAGGAUUAAUGCAAGAUUUGUUGUGCUACUUUGGGGUGAUAAAUCAUCCCUAAAUAGUAAAGCUGUGAAGGACUUGCCAGUUUAUGACUACAAUGAUAUCACUGAACUUGGACGAGAAAAUCGUAAUGCGUUGUCUGACUCAUGCGAGCAAGGUCAGCAAGGUGUCUUCGAAGCCAUUACUCCAGAAGAUGUCGCGACUCUAAUAUAUACCAGUGGAACAAGUGGCAUGCCAAAAGGCGUGAUGCUUACCCACCAAAAUCUCUUGCAUCAGAUAAAUAACAUGUGGGAGAUUGUUCCAGCAGUACCUGGUGAUAGGUUCAUAAGCAUGCUUCCACCCUGGCAUGCGUAUGAGCGUUCUGCCGAGUAUUUCAUCUUCGCUCAUGGAACUCAACAAAUUUACAGUAGUGUGAAAUACCUAAAGGCAGAUUUGCAGAAGUACCAACCUCAUUAUGUUUUCUCUGUACCACUGGUCUAUGAAACUCUGUACAGUUCGAUUCAGAGGCAGAUAUCUUCCAGUUCUCCUGCUCGAAAAACUCUUGCCCUUGCACUUAUCAAGAUAAGUUUGCUAUAUAUGGAGGCAAAGAAGAUAUUCGAGGGAACAGUCUUAUCAAACAAUCCUGUCAAGCCAUCGUCCAUUUCCUACAUGUUCAAUUGUCUAUGGGCAAGAAUUGUCACUGUUCUUUUGUGGCCCUUGCAUAAUCUGGCAAAGAUGUUAGUCUACAAGAAAAUCCAUUCUACAAUCGGAAUUUCAAAGGCUGCUAUAAGUGGUGGUGGAAGUCUCCCGAUGCAUGUGGACAAGUUUUUUGAGGCCAUUGGUAUCAAAGUGCAAAAUGGCUAUGGUCUAACAGAGACUUCCCCUGGUGUAGCUGCUAGGCGUCCAUUCUGUAAUGUUCUUGGCACAGUUGGCCACCCAAUAAAGCAUACAGAAAUCAAGAUCGUGGACAUAGAGAGCGGUGAGGUGCUCCCAGAUGGUUCGAAGGGGAUUGUGAAGAUUAAAGGACCACCAGUAAUGAAGGGAUAUUAUAAGAAUCCAUCUGCUACAAAUAAUGUUUUGGAUCAAGAAGGUUGGUUCAACACUGGAGAUAUAGGCUGGAUUGCACCUUGCCAUGCCACAGGGCCUAGUCGAAAAUGUGGAGGGAUGCUUGUUCUUGAAGGGCGUGCAAAGGAUACGAUAGUUCUCACUACAGGUGAAAAUGUUGAACCUGCUGAGCUUGAGGAAGUAGCAAGCAGGAGUAGCUUGAUUGAUCAGAUAAUGGUUAUUGGCCAGGAUCAACGACGUCUUGGUGCAAUUGUUGUUCCCAAUAAUAAUGAAGCUCUAGCAGCUGCAAAAAGAAAGUCGGGCCUUGAUGGGGACAAUGGCGGAGCCAAAGAUACGGUCGUGAACUUGCUAUAUGAUGAGCUGAGAACUUGGAUGGCGGGUUGCUCAUUCCAGAUUGGCCCUAUUCUUGUUGUUGAAGAACCAUUUACGAUUGAUAAUGGUUUGAUGACACCAACCAUGAAGAUAAGAAGGGACAGAGUAGCAGCCAAAUAUCAAAGUGAAAUUGAAGCCUUGUACAAGUGAGAUGUGGACCCAGGGUCGGCCCAUAGGUUUUGCAAACAAGUUAACCGCCCCGAGCCCUGUUUGAUGGAAGAGAAAUUAUAAGAUGAUCUUAAAUUGUUUUGGUCCGUUCGUUUUAAGAUGGUGUAAGAGGACAUGUUUACGUUGUCAAGGUUAAUAGCGUCUUUGCACUUCAAUAGUUUCCAUUAGUUAGCAAAAACUAAAAUGGCAGUGUUAAUUUAGAUGGAAAGAAAACAUGUAGUCAACUACUGAUACACUGUACAUAUUCGUGCAAAAUCAAAUUAUUGAUGGUCUGAUAUGGUAUGAAAACCAUGCAAAUGGAUAUUAUCUCCUAA
Hordeum vulgare subsp. vulgare (domesticated barley) is the source of this 2080-nucleotide messenger RNA. Its product is annotated as probable acyl-activating enzyme 16, chloroplastic. Gene Ontology annotation, cellular component: chloroplast. Bases 138 to 1748 code for a protein of 536 amino acids. The transcript is spliced from 16 exons. Gene Ontology annotation, biological process: fatty acid elongation. The record is from RefSeq and is a predicted model, not a curated record. Gene Ontology annotation, molecular function: long-chain fatty acid [acyl-carrier-protein] ligase activity. NCBI's taxonomy places the organism in Eukaryota, Viridiplantae, Streptophyta, Magnoliopsida, Poales, Poaceae.